Messenger RNA from Pichia kudriavzevii, 1407 nucleotides. RefSeq lists its product as uncharacterized. The record is from RefSeq and is a predicted model, not a curated record. NCBI's taxonomy places the organism in Eukaryota, Fungi, Ascomycota, Pichiomycetes, Pichiales, Pichiaceae. Gene Ontology annotation, biological process: regulation of transcription by RNA polymerase II; chromatin remodeling; box C/D snoRNP assembly. Gene Ontology annotation, cellular component: R2TP complex; Ino80 complex; NuA4 histone acetyltransferase complex. Gene Ontology annotation, molecular function: DNA helicase activity; ATP hydrolysis activity; ATP binding. The transcript has a single exon. The coding region runs from base 1 to 1407 and encodes 468 amino acids.
AUGUCCAUCGAAACCACUGGCGCUACGACAGAAAACUCAAGCAUUUCUCUUAUUGCCUCCCAUUCACACAUCACUGGUCUUGGGUUGGAUGAACAUUUGCAACCAAAGGAAACAAGUCAAGGUAUGGUUGGCCAACUAAAUGCAAGGAAAGCUUGUGGUAUUGUUCUGAAGAUGAUCCAGCAAGCGCAGAUUGCCGGCAGAGCGAUUUUAAUUGCAGGUCCACCAUCGACAGGUAAGACUGCGUUAGCUAUGGGAUUAUCACAAAGUCUUGGAAGCGAUGUACCAUUCACUGCCGUUACUGCAAGUGAAUUGUACAGCAAGGAAAUCAGCAAAACUGAGUCGUUGACACAAUGUUUCCGUAAAAGUAUUGGAAUCAGAAUCAAGGAGGAAACAGAAGUUAUUGAGGGUGAAGUUGUUGAGAUUCAAAUUGAUAGAUCUCUUACAGGUGGUCACAAACAGGGUAAAAUUACAAUUAGAACGACCGAUAUGGAGACAAUCUACGAAUUAGGUAACAAAAUGAUUGAUGAAUUGAGCAAGGAAAAAAUUGUUGCCGGUGAUAUAAUUUCCAUCGACAAGGCAAAUGGUAAGAUCACAAAACUAGGUAGAUCUUUUACUAGAGCUAGAGACUAUGAUGCCAUGGGAGCAGACACCAAGUUUAUUUCAUGUCCAGAAGGUGAGUUGCAAGUGAGGAAGGAAGUUUUGCAUACGGUUUCUCUACAUGAAAUUGAUGUUAUCAAUUCUAGACAACAAGGUUUCUUGGCCUUAUUCAGUGGUGAUACAGGUGAAAUUAGAAGCGAAGUCAGGGAUCAAAUUAACCUAAAAGUUGGAGAGUGGAAGGAAGAAGGUAAAGCGGAGAUAAUACCUGGUGUUUUAUUUAUUGACGAAGUUCAUAUGUUGGAUAUUGAAUGUUUUUCAUUUAUUAAUAGGCUAUUGGAAGAUGAGUUUUCUCCUAUUGUUAUAAUGGCAACAAAUAGGGGCAUCUCAAAGACAAGAGGUACCAAUUAUAAAUCGCCUCAUGGUCUACCACUUGAUUUGUUGGAUAGAAGUAUCAUCAUCAAAACCGAGAAAUACAACGAGGAGGAGAUUAUGAAAAUUCUCCAAAUCCGGUGUAACGAGGAAGAAGUUGAAAUCAAUAUCGAUGCCAUGAAAUUAUUGACGAAAAUCGGUUCAGAGACUUCGUUGAGAUACGCAUCGAAUUUGAUCAGCGUUAGUAACUUGAUUGCCAAGAAGAGAAGAAGUGAGACUGUUGAACUUGAGGAUAUCAAAAGAAGUUAUUUAUUGUUCCUCGACUCUUCAAGGAGUGUUGCAUUCUUACAGGAGAACGAAUCAAACUAUAUUGACGAUGAUGGUAAUGUCCAGUUUGGUAGUAAGGUAGUGUCGGGGGAUGCCAUGGAAGUCGAUAGUUAA